UUAAGCUCUCUUUGAAAUUAAGCUGGGCUUGAAAGUGGGGCGGGGUGAGUCUCUCCCCACCGUCCCACUGCAUUCUUAAAACGAACCGCUGUCGCGAAGCUGUAUGCUGCAGAUUAGAGUUUCCUUCUUUUGUCACUGAGGCCCCCAGAAGCUCGAGGCGUAAGUGGUGUGACAAGAGAUCUUUUAAAGUCUAGCCUGCCCUUAGACCUCUUGCUCUGAAAAGGAAAAUAAGGUGCUCAGAGAACUGCAACUCAGUGAAAACUUAUCUCCCGCAGAUGAGUAAACCUUUGCAUGUUGUGAACGAAUGGAUCGCCUGUCUAACAAAUUCUACUUCCUAAUGCAAACUGUACGGAGACCAGUUGUUUCAUAUGGAAUUAAUAUAUGUGAUCAAUCGUACCAUUUUAAAAAAUGCUCUGCAUCCCACCGCAUCCUAGCAGGGGCCCAGGCCCCUGGUGGGUGGAAAUGUAGUCUUCUCUUCCGGAUCACUAAAUGUGGUAAGUUCUAGCCCGCUCGGCGGGGAUAAAUCUCAACUCCCCGCCUGGUUUGUUCUUUGUUAGGGGAGACUGACUCCCUCGGUCCGCAGCGGAGGGCUCCGGACCGCCCGGCCUCCGCCCCGCCCCUGCCCGGCCUGGCCGCCUCGCCGCGCGGCGCCGCGCCGCGCCUCUCCGCAGGAGCAGUUCCCGGGCUGCAGGAGCGGAGACUCGGAGUCUGUUCCGCCUCCUAGGCGAGGUCUCCAGGGCCGAGAGGGGAAGAGAGUCGCGAGGAGGUGAAGGCACGCGCGUUCGCACGGUGGCUCAGGUUGGAAUGCGCGCUGGGGCCGGGGAGGCACGGCUGGAGCAGACACUGGUCCGGAGCGCGCCCGGCCCGGCGUCGGGAAGCUGGGACCGCCCUACCCGCCGCGGGUCAGGGCUGCCCGCCGCCCGAGAGCGCGGUGGGGAAGGAGGCGCGUUCCCUCUCCGGAGCGCCUUUGUUUGCUCGGGCCUGCGGGCGGGCGUUUGGCGACCGUGACCCCGGGCCGAGCCUCCGCCCAGGUGCAGCAGGUAAGCUGGGGGGCCCGGAGCUCCGGCGGGGUGAAGUGUCCCGGGGCCGGGCGGGUCCCCUUUCCUCGGAGCUCCCGCGAGGCGGCCGCCGCGCCGCGAUGCCGAAACCGGCCGGACCCGGGAGGAGAACAGCGAGCCCUGCGGGCCUCCGUUUCCGGCUGGUAGCCCCCAACCUUGUAGCCACACCUAGGCUGCAGCGGUGAAUUCGGGUAGAAAUGCUGUGUCGUGUUGGGAGUUGGGAAACCGCCAGACUAGGGAAGCUUUCGGUCCAGAUUCAAGGUUGCACCGGAACAUUUUCUUACUCUGUUAGGGGAUCUACACUGGAAACAUCUCUGAAGCCCUCUCAGCAUCCCGUCUGUGGCCUACUACACAGUCUUCCCCUCAUCACAUCAACACUAUCGGGGAGACUCGGUUAUGACUGAUGUAAACAGUGGCUCCAACAAUUCAAGCAGCUGCGGGUGGAGAAACCAUGUCUUAGAACUUCACACACUGUGCUGAGCUUAAAGAAGUAGCGUUGAGAAGAGAAAAGGGUCUCUGUAUUCUGAAUGAGAAGAUGGUAGAGAGUGGUUCUUUCCCUUUCCCUGGAUUCCCCUGAAAAAAUAAACAGCUGUUGCACUUAACUUUCACAAAAAGGAGUACACAGAAUAGCUGCAUAAGGCCAAUCCCGAACUUAAUGAAGGAUGUCAGAGUGGGAGCAUUCUGAUGUGCCAGUGUCCUCAUUCUGCAAUGUGUUCCGUUUUCUCCCCUUUCCGAAAAAAAUGGUAUUAAAAUAUUUUGUGAAAUAAGAAGCUCCUUUUACAUUUUUAAUGACCAACAUGGACAUCUGUUCUACAGAAUACAAAGUCCUAUGGUCUUGAAGAAGGAAGCACCCAUUUAAAACUGACCCUAAAUGAAAACAGACCUGAAUGGACGUCAGAAUGUUUGUUAGUGGCAGGAGAGUAAAAAAAUGGCAAUUUAUUCAGUUAUUUGCCACUUGUUUUGUGCUAAGCCUCAUGUUCUUCUGGAUAUCGAUCGAUAACCACAUCGUGAGCCAUAUGAAGUCCUACUCUUACAGAUACCUCAUAAAUAGCUACGACUUUGUGAAUGAUAGCCUGUCUCUUAAGCGCAGCGAGGAUGGGGCUCCUCGCUACCAGUACUUGAUUAACCAUGAGGAGAAGUGUCAAACACAAGACGUCCUGCUCUUACUGUUUGUAAAGACUGCUCCUGAAAACUACAAUCGCCGUUCUGCCAUUAGGAAAACAUGGGGCAAUGAGAAGUACGUUCGCUCUCAACUUAACGCCAACAUUAAAACUCUGUUUGUCUUAGGAACACCUUCUGACCCACUGACAAGAGAAAGACUUCAAAGAAGACUGGUUUGGGAAGAUCAGAUGUACAAUGAUAUAAUUCAGCAAGCCUUUGCUGAUUCUUUCUAUAAUCUUACUCUUAAAUUUCUUCUGCAGUUCAGUUGGGCAAAUAGCUUUUGUCCACAUGCCAAAUUCCUUAUGACUGCUGAUGAUGACAUAUUUAUUCACAUGCCAAAUCUUAUUGAAUACCUUCAAAGUUUAGAACGAAUUGGUGUUCAAGACUUUUGGAUUGGUCGUGUUCAUCGUGGUGCCCCUCCCGUCAGAGACAAAAGCAGCAAAUACUAUGUCUCCUAUGAAAUGUACCAGUGGCCGGCUUACCCUGACUAUACUGCAGGAGCCGCCUACGUGAUCUCUGGUGAUGUAGCUGCCAAAGUCUAUGAGGCAUCACAGACACUUAACUCUAGUCUUUACAUAGACGAUGUGUUCAUGGGCCUCUGUGCCAAUAAAAUAGGGAUAGUACCACAAUACCAUGUGUUUUUCUCCGGGGAAGGUAAGACUCCUUAUCAUCCCUGCAUCUAUGAAAAGAUGAUGACAUCUCAUGGGCAUGUAGAAGACCUUCAGGACCUUUGGAAGGAUGCCACAGACCCAAGAGUAAAAAUGAUUUCAAAAGGUUUCUUUGGUCAAAUAUACUGCAGAAUAAUUAAGAUAGUCCUCCUUUGCAAACUGACCUAUGUGGAUACGUAUCCGUGUAGGGCUGCCUUUGCCUAAUAGUACUUGAAUGUUGUAUGUUUUCACUGUCACUGAGCCAGACGUGGAUGAAAAACCUUUAAAUGUUUGUCUAUACCAUAAGUGAAAUGAAUAUGAAGAACAAAGAAAUAUUUUGAAGGUCCAGUCUAUCAGAAUGUUUCUUUGAUUCCAGAAGCCCUUCAAUAUAACUUGUCUACUUCAUUGCCUAAAUUCAUAUCAAGGAAUUUAUACUUAGACAAGGUUUAUGAAAACAAAGCUAAAGGGAAUUUCAUGUUCUCAGUACCACGUUGUAUAUUAGAGGUGUAGAGAAGUUAUUAAGGUGCCUAGGUGUUAGAAUAAGUGCUUUUGGAAAAUACCAAGUAAGUGUAUAGUACAACAUUUCAAAGAAAUGGAUAUAUUGUUAGACCAGGUAUACAAGUUUAUUUUGAUUAAAGAGCACUUGAUGGAGUUUGUGGGGGCAGGAGAGGAUUGGCAUAGAAGAAAGUACAUGAAUCUGGUAAAAGAAAGUUUCCUCUUCUUCAGAGGAGAUUUAGGAAAAUGUACACAAUUUCUUUAUAAACUGCCAAAUCACUUACUGUCACAUCCAUGUAGCUAUUUUACCUGCAUAGUGUUGGAGUCAUUUUGAAUACAUUCAUAACUUUUUUUCAAAGUUUAAUGUGAAAUUUCAGAAGUCAUUAGCUCUGCCCUAACUAGUACUUUAUUAUGGUUCUUUUUGAUUAUUAGAAAAUGACACAAAACACGGACAGUGUCUUACUCAUGGGGUCCUUCUCUAGAGAGAAAUCAUUGUUAAUUCAAAUAAGCUGAUUUUAUUUUAAUGAAUUUUUCAACUGGUUUUUAAAUAUUCAAUAUGGGUCUGUUUUUAAGGCAGCUAUUUGAAUGUAGUUUACAUAGAGGAAUAUAAUAAUGAAGAAGAAUUCAAAAGGAAAGAUAGAACAUUAAAAGCCUCUUUUCUCCAUAAUUUAUAAAAUAAAAGUUUUAGUGUCUAAAUUGUAUUGAUGACUAAAAUUAGCCCACCCCUCUCCCACAGGGUCUCAUAAACCACAGUACUUUGUUCUGAGUUCAGCUUUUAAAAUUGAGAGCAUUAAACAUCAAAUCGAAGCUGUAGUAUUUAAAAAAAAUCUACUCUUUCAUCACAACAACUGUCAGAGGUUAUCUUCAACUUAUAAAUAUUUCCAACUUCAAAGCAGAAUGAAAGUGAUAGAAGAGUCACCAGAAUGAGAUUUAAAGCAUUUGUAAAGCUGUAUGUUUCUUGCAAUCAAAGAGAUGUGGCUGAGUUCCAAUAGCGCGUUACAUUUAUUUUACAGAGCAGGAUAAAAAUGUGGGUAUGAUGCAAACAACCUCCCCUCACUACAGAAAGAACUAGGUGAUGCCUGUUCUUAGGGGGAUUAUAUGAAAGCCAAAACAGGGACUCCAGCAAAAGCAGUUGAACUGAUUAUAAACCCUGUGUCUGCAGAGGCUCCUGUUAGGGAAAACUAAGAUGUAUCACUUAAUAAGAUGUCUGAAACAUGCAAAAAAAAAACUAAAAAGGAAUUCUCAGUAUACACAACUGGAUGAUGAUAUGUAUAAUUUGUUGCAGGUAGCUUCUCAAUGUUUACAGAAAUUUUUUGUUAAUUUUUUUCUAUUUUGAAAAUUGAAGCUUGUUUACAUUGAUUGCUCAGAUAAUUAAAAAAUUUUAACUCAUGUCAAAACUAUGGUAUCAAACAUUCUAGUCUGUAGUUACUUUCAGAGUAGGUUCAGGGUUUUUAGAUCAUUACAGUUUAAAUUUUCUGACCAAUUUAAAAAACUGUAGAGAACAAAAGCGCAUUUUGACAAAGCAGGUUUAUAAUUAAUUUUUAUUAGUUGAUCCUUUAAUAACUAUUUGCCUUUUGGCCAUAUAUGUGCCCUGUGUAUCUAUACUUGUAACUGUUUAAAUUUGCCAUUGGUUGAAAACAUCAGUGUCUCUCUGGCCAUCAAAAUGAUCUUGUUUACAGCAAUACUUUUGUGAAACAGUUAUUUAUUUGUGAAAGAGCUCCCCUCAGUUGUGCUCCUCUUUUUAUUUUUGCUUAAAAUAGAAUGAAACAGUUAAAUAUGAAGGAAAUAUGAAGGCACUUCCUUUUUUAAUAAGAAGGAAAUUGCUAGACUCUUCCUUCAUCAGAUUUAAAGUACUGAGAAGAAUAAUUGUAAAUAAAGGAUUCCAACCUUUUAAAAAGGAAGGAAAAAACUUUUUGGUGCUCCAGUGCAAGGCUGUCUUUUAAAAAUCAUCAAUAAAGGGAAAAUAAACUCUUAGCCUGGAUGGUCAAUUGAUAAGUUAUACACAGUGUUAUUGCUAAAAACUUUUUACCUCUUGGUUGGUUUGCGUCUUUUUUCCAUAUUAUUAAUUUUAUACCAAAAUGUUAAAUAUUUAUAUUAUUUGAAUUUUGCUCUUAUAUGGCAAAAUAGAGGGUUUUUAAAAAUAAAUCUAUG
This is a messenger RNA of Balaenoptera musculus (blue whale), 5512 nucleotides long. It is a transcript of the gene B3GNT5, whose product is annotated as UDP-GlcNAc:betaGal beta-1,3-N-acetylglucosaminyltransferase 5. The transcript is spliced from 5 exons. Lineage: Eukaryota; Metazoa; Chordata; Mammalia; Artiodactyla; Balaenopteridae. The coding region runs from base 1946 to 3091 and encodes 381 amino acids. Gene Ontology annotation, cellular component: membrane. The record is from RefSeq and is a predicted model, not a curated record. Gene Ontology annotation, biological process: brain development.